Molecule: messenger RNA, 5422 nt
Organism: Gasterosteus aculeatus aculeatus (three-spined stickleback)
Lineage: Eukaryota; Metazoa; Chordata; Actinopteri; Perciformes; Gasterosteidae
Source: RefSeq, a predicted model, not a curated record
CCCGGCACUCGGUUGAACAGGAGGGGUUUUGGGAUACAUAAUUCACCGCCCCACACACACACACACAGUUACACGCGCACACAUUCCGUUCAGUGCAGCCCGACAGACACCGAGACGUUGCGCUUCCUGCUCCGCCGGCGGAUGGAGGCGCCUCCACCUUGGACGAGGACGAAUGCGGAUUUUCGGUGUUUCCGCGUGAGGACGGACAGGACAGCGCGUGCGGGGAGAGGAGGGGGGGGGGUCCGUAUGUUUUUGGGUCGGUGGGGAGCUGUGAUCGUCCAGUAAACAUGCCCUGCUGCAUGCACCACCACCUCCUGUAGAGGAGCAGUGAGGGACUACCGCAGCUGCGUGGAGGUGGAGCGGGAGGUGGUGGAGUUGUGCCCGGGAUGGGAGGCUGCGGACGGGCCGCUGCAGCCGGUAGCGCUCCUGCCUCCUGACUUUGUGUCUCCCUGUGUGUGUUUUUUGUGUUGUUUUUUUGCAGCCAUGCUGCACGCAGCUCCCUCGGAUCUGUUCCCCACCUGAGCUGCACUGUCUCCGGUUUGACAAGUUCCCCCAAAACUGGAGCUUCAUCCUCUGCAUGUUUGUGUGGUGAUGAUGAGCUUUCUUCUCCAGCAGUUUGGGUCUGUUUUGCCUCACACAUCAUCAUCAUCAUCAUCAUCAGAAGGCGCAUCUCAGACACCGAUCACACGCGGUCGGUGCGCGUGACUUCUUUGCACCGUCUCCUCCAAACAGUUAACCAAACGUCAACCAAACACCUCCACCCGAUGGGUGCCAAGCAGACCAAGGGCCAGGAGGCCGGAGGGGCCAGUCCCCAGCACGGCUGGAGACGGACGCCCACCAAGGAGCGGGGCGACAUCUUGGCCUCCCUCAUGCUGAAGUCGGGGGACCGCGUGGGCCGCGGCGGGUCGUCGUCGACGCCGCCGCCGCCGUACCAGCGCCGCAUCGGCAUGAUCCAGGAGAUGAUGCUGAUGGCCAAGCAGGGCAAACAGGACGAGGCCACGGAGAUGCUCAAGACUCUCCGACAGGACCUGGGUAUGGAGUCAACGUCUCUGGAUGACGUGUUGUACCGCUACGCCAGCUUCAGAAACCUGGUUGACCCCAUCACGCAUGACCUGAUUAUCAGCCUGGCGCGAUACGUCCACUGCUCCAAGACGGAGGGCGACUCUCUCGGGGCGAUGGAGAAGGUUUGUCGCCAGCUGACGUAUCAUCUGAGCCCCCACUCUCAGUGGAGGAGGCAGGGCCUCCUGAAGAGGAAGCCUCAGGCCUGCCUGAAGGCGGUGCUGUCGUCGCCCCUCUCCAGCGGCGCCUUGGACCUGUCCGGCAUCCCGCUGGCGCCCCGGGACGCGGAGCGCCUGUGCGCUCACCUGCGGCGCCACGCCCCCGCCGUGGUCAGCCUGGAGCUGGGCUUCAGCGAGCUGACGGACGAGGCCUUCCUGCUGCUGCUGCCCACGCUGGCCGCCCUGCCGCGCCUGGAGACGCUGGCGCUGAACGGGAACCGGCUGACCCGCGCCGUCCUGAAGGAGCUGACCGACGCCCUGAAGGACCCGAGGACCUUCCCCAGCGUGACGUGGAUCGACCUGGGCAACAACGUGGACAUCUUCUCCCUGCCGCAGCCCUUCCUGGUCAGCCUGAGGAAGCGCUGCCCCAAGCAGGGGAACCUGCCCACCAUCCUGGAGUUCGGAGAGAGUCAGGCCAGCGAACCCCCCGAGAGGCCGAGGGGCCUCGGGGGGGAGGAGGAGGAGGAGACGGACGACGCCAACCGGACGGAGAGCAUGGGCGAGCUGCGGUCGGAGGUGGAGGAGGAGCUGGACGGGGAGCUGGAGAUCGAGGAGAUGAUGGAGGAGCUGCUGGACUUCGACAGGGAGGCGCAGGGGAAGGACGAAGAGGACGAGAGCAUGUGGACGCUCGGCGAGCAGAGAAAGGAGGGGAGGAGGAGGAGGUGUUGUAGAGGGAAGGAGGAGGAGGAGGAGGAACAGACGGCGGCGGCCGGCGGGAGAGCGGUGAUGGCCGACGACGACUCCUCCCACCUGUCCUGCUCCAGCCAGUCGCAGCGCUCCUCUGGUGCCACGGAGCCAAUGAGAGCAGAGGAGGCCGACGACUCGGAGGAGGCGGCGACGGACCGAUCGGGUCACCUGACCUGACCGCUGCUCCUCCCUGACCCGCUCACGCGCCCCCCGCCCGCCCUCCGCGUCGAGGGCUGCGCGUGAGGAGACGAGAGGACGUCAAAGAGGUCGGGGAGGAGGCGGACCCACGGCAAGGCGCCGCCUGAGGCUCGGGGAUGCUGACGCCGGGAGGCCGGGACACGGAAAAGGACGGAGGACGCUAACGCUAGAAUAGACCGGCUACAUCACACGAGGCUUUUAUGUAUAGAAUCUUUAUUCAGGUCCUGCUCCUCCUGGUAACCGUGGCGAUACCUUCAUGUGCCUGUGACGCGCGUCCCGUGUUGUUGAGAGAUGAGAGAGAGAAAAAGACACAAAAACUAUCCAGGGCCCUUUAAAAGCGGGUUUUUUGCUAAAAACUCAGUGAUUUGGAUGUUUUCCUCCCACGUCGGCCAGAUGGAGCAGAAGACGGGAAUCAAGGAGGCGAGCGCUUCGGUGGAAAACCUGCUCGUUUAUGAGAGUAAGAAAGAAGAACAGAUGCACCGAGUUUCGGCGGAGGAGAAGAAAUCAGCUGAAAUCAAAAGACAUAAAAGGUGUUGAAGGAAGAAUAUCCGAGGAUUGUGAGGAGAGCAGUAAGAAAGUGGAGGGAUGAGAUUAUUUUAUUCCCAAAAGAAAGUGCAGAUUAGUCGCCUUUUCCCUUAUAAUCAUCUUUCACUUGUGCUCACGUGUUUAUAUAUCAACUAACCUCAGUAUGUAGCCUCCCCCAGCCGGAGCUUUACCUUCACCUGCGUCACUUAUAGUCCAAUGCAAAGCUUUAACAAACAGUAUAUUUGGAUGUACAGUACGUGAAGUAUGAUGCUUUUUAUCCGUGCGGGUGGAAGACAUUUCGAUGGAAGAUCAUCUAUCUAAAGACGAAAGACACACGAGAAGCAAGGUGUUAUUUUUGUAGUGUGGGAGUAGUUUAAUCUAUAUACAGGAUUUAUGUCUUUAAAUGUUGGGAGAAAUGUGAACCAGGAUCUUCAUGUGUGAAAUUAUUAUUAUUAUAAAAAUGCACCGAGAGGAAACGUUUGACUGGAACGGACAGGACGGACACACGUAAUGUUAAAGGCAGUUAAAAAUGAAUGCGUUUGCCCCACACAGCUGCAAAAAUGUGAGGCAUGUAAAGACAGCUGAGCUGAUUUCCCACUACACGUCGUGUUAACGCGUCACGGAUCCGCGAUACGAAAUUGCCAAAGUGUCCCUUCAAGUUGCGUGGCUCAUUUUGGGGGAGAGUCCAACCGAACAGACGCUGCACCACGUGUCCUCGCAUUUAACGCAUAUUAGACAAGGAAUCUGACAGGUGGAAUGUAGCGAGGUCAUCGAGCGUCACGUUGCAGACCAUCAAACGCAACAACACUCAGAAACUUAGAAACUCAGAGGAAAUGUCUCAAUAAGUGUCAAUUCAAAUGACUUGUUAUUUGGAUUUGAUCUCAAAGGCUCGGAUGCCGUUUGCAUAUAUCUGAGCCACUAUUAAGAUUUAAAGACUUUUAGAACUUUUUCUUUUCGUACUCUCGCCUUUUUUUUUGAGAUUGCAACCCUUUAAAGCUGCUGUGUGCGGAAUGUGGCGCCAUCUAGUGGUGAGGCCGCAGAAUGCAACAAAGUGUCUUUGUCAGGUUUGACCUCUUUGGGCUUCCUUAGCAGCAUGGUAAAGGGAACGUGUCCCUUAAAAUGUUAUGUCCUAUAUAGAUAUAGGACAUAACAUUUUUUGGCAACGGGGCCAAAGGGUCUUAUAUAUUCAGGGUAUUAUACACUAAAGAAAAAGGAAUAGUUACAAUAAUUAAUAUUAUAUUCCAUUGCCGCUGAUAGAUUCCCCUAAAGGCUUCACGCCGGCCCUUUUCAGCGGUUUGAACACGUCUUCACGUGGCUCAUCACUUAGCCUGCCCGGUACCAGCAAGACCCUUUGAACAGACGCUCAAUAGGACGGGGGGGGGGGUUGUCCUUGAACGCCACGGGGCUUUUCUGUAAUGGAAGGUGGGCGUAUCGAUCGCUCAAACUAAAUAUCAAACUUAUAUUGCAUAUUCAUGGAUUACUUUAUUUAUUUAAAACAACAACUGUGAGGAGGCAGUUUUAAACUAUUUUAAAGAACAUAUUUCAAACUGUUUGAUUUGGCUGCAAUAGAUUUACUAAAAUGAAGAUUUUCAAGUCCCCCUGCAAUUAAAGCAUUUAAAAAACAAAUUGCUCUUCUUUGUUUAAUCCCUAAAAAUCUAAAUAGUGCUUCGGUGCAGACUGAGCUUUGAGCGCCGACCCCUUUGAGCUGUAACCCGUCACAGGAGUCCUGACCUGGACGUCACGCCUCGUGUUCGCGCUCGUCUGCUUUAAUGUUAAGGUCACACUGCAAGUCAAAGCUGAGCGAUCACAGCUGGAAUUCCAUCAACACAGAUUCUGGCUCUUUUGAUUCGGGAACCUUUGAUACGAAAGAUUCGGCGCAGUUUGAUCUUAAACUGGUUGGGGGACGAGAACCCGGAGCGAUGGAUCUGCACUUGGAUCUGGUUGCUUUGCUAAGCCCCGCCCCCCUUUGGAUACGGUUGCUAAGAGCUUCAACAAUAUCAGUGAUGUUCUAAAGUAUCGUUCUCGAAAUAGUAGAGAGUAGUACGGUAAAUGGCAACAUUACAUAGUGGAGAACAACAUUCACAGUGUGGAGGAGACGUUAAAAUAAACUGCAGCUAUAAAUCAAUAAAUGUUCAGACUCCGAUUAGCUUUCAUUAUCUAACAUUAUCCAGGCUGACCAGGAAGGGCUGCGGCAGCGAGAAGAUGUCCACGUUGUUGCAUUUGCUUCACUUUUCAGAACCGGUUGCAUAAAGCAAAUUUAUGGUUGCUAACAAAGGACAGUUGGACAGUGAGAAUUUGAGGGAGGGGCUUACACAGAGGGAUGCUUUCAUACAAUACAGUAAAAGAUGACAUCACAAGUGUGUUAAUCUUGAUCUCAUAGAACAGGAGGACCUAUUAUUACUACAUGUGAAGAUGUUUGUGUUACUGAAAGACUCUAUAAACAAAAAAACAUGCUAAUGUGAAUCUGAAGGAACGAAGUGUAGCCUUGGGCCUUUGGCCUCCCUAUUUUCAAUAUUUAUUUCUAAAUCUACAGUACACCUCUGUAUUAUUCUCCUGUGUGUCUUCUUCUGUCACCUCCCUUUUCCCUUUAGACCCAUUGGAUCGCUGUUGUUUCAGUGCCACUUUAUAGCGGGGACUGACGAGAAGGCUCUGUGCGUUCUUUUACUGAUUGAGUCGUAAACUAGCAUUUUCUGUUCUGCCACGGACUCCAAUAAAUUCUACGAGACAAAAACACA